Molecule: messenger RNA, 503 nt
Organism: Etheostoma spectabile (orangethroat darter)
Lineage: Eukaryota; Metazoa; Chordata; Actinopteri; Perciformes; Percidae
Product: BOLA class I histocompatibility antigen, alpha chain BL3-6-like
Exons: 3
Coding region: 93-488 (131 amino acids)
Source: RefSeq, a predicted model, not a curated record
ACUGUGCAGAGCAUCCCUCAGUGUCUCUCCUCCAGAAGUCUCCGUCCUCUCCAGUCAGCUGCCACGCUACAGGUUUCUACCCUGACAGAGCCAUGAUGUUCUGGAGGAAAGAUGGAGAGGAGCUUCAUGAGGACGUGGACCUCGGAGAGAUCCUCCCCAACCACGAUGGAUCCUUCCAGAUGAGUGUAGACCUGGACCUUUCAUCAGUCCCAGCUGAAGACUGGAGGAGGUACGACUGUGUGUUUCAGCUCUCUGGUGUGGAGGACGACAUCGUCACCAAACUGGACAAAGCAGAGAUCAGGACCAACAGAGAAGAGCCCAGUAACAUGACUAUCCCCAUUACUUCUGCACUGGUUGUUGUUGAGGUUGCUGCCGUUUUCAUUGCUGCUAUUGGGUUUGCUGUUUACAAAAAGAAGAAAGCCAUACGCCCUCCAUCUCCUGACAACAGUGUUGAGCUCUCUGAGAAACUGAAUCCAGAAUCUAAAUGAUAAACUCAUGAAUAU